AUCUGUUGGUAUCAUACUGUUACUUCAUUGUGAUAAUUAACUGUGUAAAAUAUAACUCUGUAGGCCUUUCUCCUAAAUGCAUAUCUGAACAGAAAUAUAAAAAUAGGGGAAUGGGCAGAUGGGGAAUUAAGCUGAGGGGUCUACCCCACCUUCUCUACCCCCACCACCGAACUGCGAACUGCCCCGCCAUCUUUUCUUCCUGUGACGUUAGUCCCGUAGUCUCUGUCCCGUACCCUUGUUUCACUUUCACGCAAAAACCUACUACCAACGAGACAUCCGGGUCCUUUCGAGCUUGCAAACAAACUACCCCUGAUUCGCGCGUAAAGAUACCUAACCUACCUACAUACAUACGUCCAACCAGUCCUUCACCUAGGCAUUACGACCAUGGCGCCCAAGACAAUAAUAGCGCCCUCGAUCCUGUCGGCCGACUUCGCCCAGCUAGGUGCCGACUGCGCGAGGACUAUGGAGCAGGGCGCCGACUGGCUUCAUGUCGAUAUCAUGGACGGCCACUUCGUACCGAAUAUCACGUUCGGCGCGCCCGUCGUGGCUAAGAUUCGGAGUUACGUCGAUAAGCCUACCGAGAGCCACGGGCGCGGGACGUUCGAUUGCCAUAUGAUGAUUUCCGAGCCCAAGAAAUGGGUCAAAGAUUUCAAGAAGGCUGGCGCUGACCUAUACUGCUUCCACUACGAAGCCGCCUUCUCGAGCGCCGCCGAGAGCCCCGAGGAUAAGACGGACGAGAAGACGAACCCGAAGGACCUGCUGCGGUAUAUACACGACUGCGGCCUGCUUGCCGGUAUUGCGCUGAAGCCCGCUACGGGCGUCGAGGUUUUGACCGAGCUGCUCGAGAGCCCGGAUCCGAAGGAGCGGCCUGAUAUGGUCCUCAUCAUGACGGUCGAGCCCGGCUUCGGCGGCCAGAAGUUCAUGGCGUCGGAACUGCCCAAGGUGCAGGCGCUGCGCAAGAAGUACCCGGACCUGAACAUCGAGGUCGACGGCGGCGUGGGCCCCAGUACCAUCGACCAGGCGGCGGACGCGGGCGCCAAUGUUAUCGUUUCGGGGAGCGCUGUGUUCGGGGCUCAGGACCCCGCGGAAGUUAUCUCGUUGUUGAGGACGACCGUCGAUUCGAGGUAUGGGAAGCUGUAAGAGGGGAAAUGGAAGAGGCAUGGAUGGAUAGGCAUGGCGUGUGUGUGUGUGUACUUAGCGGCUUGAUAGCUGGGCGUGGGACGUUGGAUAGGGAACAGCUGGUAUAUACUCGUAGAGAUGAACAUAAGCAUCCAAUUACUCCAA
Molecule: messenger RNA, 1284 nt
Organism: Daldinia vernicosa
Lineage: Eukaryota; Fungi; Ascomycota; Sordariomycetes; Xylariales; Hypoxylaceae
Product: ribulose-phosphate 3-epimerase
Exons: 4
Coding region: 385-1140 (251 amino acids)
Biological process (GO): pentose-phosphate shunt, non-oxidative branch; pentose-phosphate shunt; carbohydrate metabolic process
Cellular component (GO): cytosol
Molecular function (GO): D-ribulose-phosphate 3-epimerase activity; metal ion binding
Source: RefSeq, a predicted model, not a curated record